Harpia harpyja (harpy eagle) is the source of this 1660-nucleotide messenger RNA. Its product is annotated as D-threo-3-hydroxyaspartate dehydratase-like. The record is from RefSeq and is a predicted model, not a curated record. The transcript has 8 exons. Lineage: Eukaryota; Metazoa; Chordata; Aves; Accipitriformes; Accipitridae. The coding region runs from base 240 to 1394 and encodes 384 amino acids. Gene Ontology annotation, biological process: D-serine catabolic process. Gene Ontology annotation, molecular function: D-serine ammonia-lyase activity.
UCCAAAGCCGGCCACCGUUCCCGGGGAGCUGGCAGUCUGUCCCGGGGAGGCUGAGCGUCCCCGGCCGCGGUGUCCGUGUCCUCCCUUGCUCCUGCCACCCCCGGGGAGGCCCCACGGCCGGCAGUGACCUCUGUCCCCAGCCAAGGCUGGCUGCGGGUGCCCACGGCAUCACGUGGAACGGGCACAACCGGAGCCACCGGAGAACCGAGCCGGGAAGAGCCGUAGAGCCGGACGGAGGGAUGGACGGACGGAGGGACAGCAGCAGCAGCGUGUGGCUGGGAGCCCCCCUGGAGCAGUUGCCCACCCCGGCACUGACCCUGGACCAGGCGACGGUGCGGCGUAACGCGGAGCGCAUGCGGGAGCGCUGCCGGGCCCUCGGCCUCCGCCUGCGCCCCCACGUCAAAACCCACAAGACGCUAGAAGGUGCCGAACUGGCGACGGGCGGCACCCGCCGGGGUAUCGUGGUCUCCACCUUGGCCGAAGCUCGCUUCUUCGCGGCGGGGGGCUUCGAUGACAUCCUCUACGCCUACCCGCUGCCGGGGGGGCGGCUGGAGGAAUGUGCCACCCUGGCCCAGCACCUCCAAGCCUUCCAGCUCCUCCUCGACAGCCCCCAGGCUUUGGCCCUCCUGCGCCAGCGCCCGCUGCCCGCCGGCAAGCGCUGGCUCGUCUGGCUCAAGCUCGACUGCGGCAAUGGCAGGGCCGGCGUUCGGCCCACGGACCCCGGUGCCGUGUCCCUGGCCCGGGCCAUCGCCGAGGAGGCACCGGAGGAGGUGACACUGGUGGGGGUCUACGCUCACUGCGGGGACACCUAUGGCUGCCGCGAUGUCCCGGCCAUCCAAGCCAUCGCCCGGGCCACCACCGCCGCCGUGCUUGACUUCGUCACCGCGCUGCGGCGGGCAGGGGUGCCGUGCCCCCAGGCCAGCAUCGGCUCCACGCCGUCCUGCAGCCACCCGGUGCCGGAGAUGGCCCAGCUCACCGAGCUCCAUCCAGGCAAUUACCUCUUCUACGACCUUCAGCAGACCCUCCUGGGUUCCUGUCACCCGGAGGAGGUGGCCAUCCGUGUCCUCACCAGGGUCAUCGGUCACUACCCCCACCGCAACCAGCUGCUGGUGGACUGCGGGUGGGCUGCCCUCAGCCUCCACGGCCGCGAUCAGGCACCCGUGGGCUGCGCCGCCAUCGAGGGGCACCCCCAGCUUAGGCUGGUGGGGCUGACGCAGGAGCACGGGCAGGUGGAAGCCAUCGACGGACGGUUGGAUUUCGAGCGCUUCCCGUUGGGCAGCAUCCUGGCUCUCAUCCCCUUCCAUGCCUGCGCGACCGCCGCCAUGCACCCCGUCUACUACGUCCACGCCGGGGGGAAGGUGGUGGAGCUCUGGCACCCCGUCCGCGGCUGGUAGGGAGGAGAGCGGGGAGCUGCCGGGGUGCUGCGCCCACGCCGAGACCCUGCGCCCACGCCGAGACCCUGCGCCCACGCCGAAACCCUGCGCCCGUGCCGGGGUGCUGCAUCCACGCCAGGGUCCUGCACCCACUUGGAGACCCUGAACUCCCGCCGAGACCCUGCACCCAUGCUGGGCUCCCACACCCACGGUGAAGCCAUGCGCCCAUGCCAGGGUCCUGCACCCACGCCGGGGUGCUGCCCCCCGGUCCCCCCCCAUACCGGGGU